CUGUGCGUGCGGCCUCUUCGUCCUCCGCGCGGCGCGCACUUGCUCCCGGCCCCUGCGCCGGGCGGCGGCGGGGCAGCGCGCAGGCGCGGUCGGAUUCCGGGCAGUGACGCGACGGCGGGCGCGCGCGGCGCAUUUCCGCCUCUGGCGAAUGGCUCGGCUGUAGUGCACGCCGCGGGCCCAGCUGCGACCCCGGCCCCGCCCCCGGGACCCCGGCCAUGGACGAACUGUUCCCCCUCAUCUUCCCGGCAGAGCCAGCCCAGGCCUCUGGCCCCUAUGUGGAGAUCAUUGAGCAGCCCAAGCAGCGGGGCAUGCGCUUCCGCUACAAGUGCGAGGGGCGCUCCGCGGGCAGCAUCCCAGGCGAGAGGAGCACAGAUACCACCAAGACCCACCCCACCAUCAAGGUUUGGAUGUCUGGGCCUCUGUACUUUGGACAGAUCAAUGGCUACACAGGACCAGGGACAGUACGCAUCUCCCUGGUCACCAAGGACCCUCCUCACCGGCCUCACCCCCACGAGCUUGUAGGAAAGGACUGCCGGGAUGGCUUCUAUGAGGCUGAGCUCUGCCCAGACCGCUGCAUCCACAGUUUCCAGAACCUGGGAAUCCAGUGUGUGAAGAAGCGGGACCUGGAGCAGGCUAUCAAUCAGCGCAUCCAGACCAACAACAACCCCUUCCAAGUUCCUAUAGAAGAGCAGCGUGGGGACUACGACCUGAAUGCUGUGCGGCUCUGCUUCCAGGUGACAGUGCGGGAUCCAUCAGGCAGGCCCCUCCGCCUGCCGCCUGUCCUUUCUCAUCCCAUCUUUGACAAUCGUGCCCCCAACACUGCCGAGCUCAAGAUCUGCCGAGUGAACCGAAACUCUGGCAGCUGCCUCGGUGGGGAUGAGAUCUUCCUACUGUGUGACAAGGUGCAGAAAGAGGACAUUGAGGUGUAUUUCACGGGACCAGGCUGGGAGGCCCGAGGCUCCUUUUCGCAAGCUGAUGUGCACCGACAAGUGGCCAUAGUGUUCCGGACCCCUCCCUACGCAGACCCCAGCCUGCAGGCUCCUGUGCGUGUCUCCAUGCAGCUGCGGCGGCCUUCCGACCGGGAGCUCAGUGAGCCCAUGGAAUUCCAGUACCUGCCAGAUACAGACGAUCGUCACCGGAUUGAGGAGAAACGCAAAAGGACAUAUGAGACCUUCAAGAGCAUCAUGAAGAAGAGUCCUUUCAGCGGACCCACCGACCCCCGGCCUCCACCUCGGCGCAUUGCUGUGCCUUCCCGCAGCUCAGCUUCUGUCCCCAAGCCAGCACCCCAGCCCUAUCCCUUUACGUCAUCCCUGAGCACCAUCAACUAUGAUGAGUUUCCCACGAUGGUGUUUCCUUCUGGGCAGAUAAGCCAGGCCUCAGCCUUGGCCCCGGCCCCUCCCCAAGUCCUGCCCCAGGCUCCAGCCCCUGCCCCUGCUCCAGCCAUGGUAUCAUCUCUGGCCCAGGCCCCAGCCCCUGUCCCAGUCCUAGCCCCAGGCCCUCCUCAGGCUGUGGCCCCACCUGCCCCCAAGCCCACCCAGGCUGGGGAAGGAACGCUGUCAGAGGCCCUGCUGCAGCUGCAGUUUGAUGAUGAAGACCUGGGGGCCUUGCUUGGCAACAGCACAGACCCAGCCGUGUUCACAGACCUGGCAUCCGUCGACAACUCCGAGUUUCAGCAGCUGCUGAACCAGGGCAUACCUGUGGCCCCCCACACAACUGAGCCCAUGCUGAUGGAGUACCCUGAGGCUAUAACUCGCCUAGUGACAGGGGCCCAGAGGCCCCCCGACCCAGCUCCUGCUCCACUGGGGGCCCCGGGGCUCCCCAACGGCCUCCUUUCAGGAGAUGAAGACUUCUCCUCCAUUGCGGACAUGGACUUCUCAGCCCUGCUGAGUCAGAUCAGCUCCUAAGGGGGUGACGCCUGCCCUCCCCAGAGCACUGGGUUGCAGGGGGUUGAAGCCCUCCAAAAGCACUUACGGAUUCUGGUGGGGUAUGUUCCAACUGCCCCCAACUUUGUGGAUGUCUUCCUUGGAGGGGGGAGGCAUAUUAUUCUUUUAUUGGCAAUAUUUGUAUCUCUCUCUCUUUUUGGAGGUGCUUAAGCAGAAGCAUUAACUUCUCUGGAAAGGGGGGAGCUGGGGAAACUCAAACUUUUCCCGUCCUGAUGGUCAGCUCCCUUCUCUGUAGGGAGCUCUGGGGUCCCCCAUCCCCAUCCUCCAGCUUCUGGUACUCUCCUAGAGAGAGGAGCAGGCUGGAGGUAAGGCCUUUGAGCCCACAAAGCCUUAUCAAGUGUCUUCCAUCAUGGAUUCAUUACAGCUUAAUCAAAAUAACACCCCAGAUACCAGCCCCUCUGUGGCACUGGCAUUGUCCCUGUGCCUAACACCAGCAUUUGAGGGGCUGGCCUUCCUGCUCUACAGAGGUCUCUGCUGGCUCUUUCGUUGCUCAACUGUGGCUGAAGGAAACCAGUGCAACAGCGCUGGCUCUCUCCAGGAUCCAGAGGGGGUUUGGUCUGGGACUUCCCUGCUCUCCCUCUUCUCAAGUGCCUUAAUAGUAGGGCAAGUUGUUAAGAGAGUGAGGGAGAGCAGGCUGGCAGCUCUCCAGUCAGGAGGCAUAGUUUUUACCGAACAAUCAAAGCACAUGGACUCUUGCUCUUUCUACUCUGAACUAAUAAAUCUGUUGCCAAGCUGG
Symphalangus syndactylus (siamang) is the source of this 2679-nucleotide messenger RNA. It is a transcript of the gene RELA, whose product is annotated as RELA proto-oncogene, NF-kB subunit. Gene Ontology annotation, cellular component: NF-kappaB p50/p65 complex; cytoplasm; nucleus. Gene Ontology annotation, molecular function: RNA polymerase II cis-regulatory region sequence-specific DNA binding; DNA-binding transcription factor activity, RNA polymerase II-specific. Gene Ontology annotation, biological process: canonical NF-kappaB signal transduction; inflammatory response; non-canonical NF-kappaB signal transduction. Lineage: Eukaryota; Metazoa; Chordata; Mammalia; Primates; Hylobatidae. The record is from RefSeq and is a predicted model, not a curated record.